GAGCAUGCACAGGUCCUCGGAUCCAAUUCAAGCGAUCUUUACAACCAAUCUAGAGCAAAGCGAAGCGAAGAAAAAGAUAAGGUAGCAAAGCAAAGAAAAAGAUAAGGUAAAUGUCGGUUACCUCCCGACUAAACAUGGCGACCCUUUGAGGUCAGUUUCAGACAUGGAAUUGGAAGUUGCAACAAUAAAAAUCACAAUCAAUUGCUAUUAAAAGAUUAUGGGGAACGCACACGCUCACCGGAAGAAUCGUAACGGCCGGAACGGCCCUUACCCCUCCGAAACGUCUGCUCCGCCUUUUAAAUAUGGACCGUCUGGUGACUCCGUACAACGCCCAAGCUCCACCCAGAUGGUGCCCUCCUUACCUUACUCUCACGUUGACUCCAGCUUGCGAGCCCUCGCCGCCCAAGCUGAGGGCUUUGGUCGCUUUGCUGUCGGUGGCCUCCACGGUCCCCUCUACCAUGUCACCACCUUAGCAGAUGAUGGGCCAGGAUCACUAAGGGAAGGAUGUCGCAAAAAAGAACCGCUCUGGAUUGUCUUUGAAGUGUCGGGUAUCAUUCAUCUCCAUUCUUACUUGAGUGUCUCGUCUUAUAAAACCAUUGAUGGCCGGGGACAGAGAAUAAAACUCACAGGGAAAGGUUUGAGGCUAAAAGAAUGCGAACAUGUAAUUAUAUGCAAUCUGGAGUUUGAAGGUGGUAGAGGGCCUGAUGUGGAUGGCAUUCAAAUAAAACCCAAAUCAAAGCACAUAUGGAUAGACCGCUGCAGCCUCCGUGAUUAUGACGAUGGGCUUAUAGAUAUCACCCGAGAGAGCACAGAUAUUACCAUCUCUAGGUGUCACUUCUCUCAGCAUGACAAGACGAUACUUAUUGGAGCAGACCCAUCUCACACUAGCGACAGGUGCAUCAGGGUGACCAUUCACCAUUGUUUUUUUGAUGGCACACGACAAAGGCAUCCUCGUGUUAGAUUUGGGAAAGUUCAUCUUUACAACAAUUACACCAGGAACUGGGGCAUUUAUGCCGUUUGUGCCAGUGUAGAAGCUCAGAUAUACUCCCAGUGCAAUAUAUAUGAAGCUGGACAGAAGAAGGUAGCAUUCAAGUACCUCAGAGAAAAGGCAGCUGACAAGGAGGCGGAAGGGAAUGGCUACAUAAGAUCUGAAGGAGACUUGUUUGCAUCUGGAACUCAAGCAGGAUUAAUGACCGAGAGUGAACAUAGCAUGUUUCAUCCUAGUGAGCACUACUCUACAUGGACGGUGGAAGCUCCAACAGAUGCUCUCCGGCAUGUGCUUCAGUGUUGUACAGGAUGGCAAACUUUAGUAAGGCCAAAUGACCAUACACCAACUGCGUAAUACCUUUAUGCUAAUUAUAUUUCCGUACCUUUACUUUUGUAAGUUGAUCUCUAAAUAUUAUUGGGUUUCUAUUCAUGAAAUCCAUCGGGUCCUGAACUUGCUAGACGCGCUGUCAGCCUGUCACAUAAUAGAAGUUGGUUUCCUACACCCAAUUUUGUCCUUGGAAUUGUUGCUUUCAUUGACAUAAUAUUGAGUGAUGUUAGGAAUGGUCCAACUGGUUUUAAAAAAUGACCGAGAUUGAUUCCACUGUAAAGCCGGCUUUUGUGACGGGGUAUCUAAUGUGUGCAUAUAUGAAUAUGUUACAACAGGUAUCUUUAUGAAAUCUUGAUUCAGUUUGUUGAAGAAGGUGCUUGUGAAUAGAUAAAUGGAUGCAUAUCUAAUUUGAAAACA
Messenger RNA from Tripterygium wilfordii, 1732 nucleotides. Its product is annotated as probable pectate lyase 4. The transcript is spliced from 5 exons. Bases 218 to 1342 code for a protein of 374 amino acids. Lineage: Eukaryota; Viridiplantae; Streptophyta; Magnoliopsida; Celastrales; Celastraceae. Gene Ontology annotation, molecular function: pectate lyase activity. The record is from RefSeq and is a predicted model, not a curated record.